Solea solea (common sole) is the source of this 1525-nucleotide messenger RNA. RefSeq names its product matrix metalloproteinase-19-like. The coding region runs from base 110 to 1525 and encodes 471 amino acids. Gene Ontology annotation, cellular component: extracellular matrix. Gene Ontology annotation, molecular function: metalloendopeptidase activity; zinc ion binding. The record is from RefSeq and is a predicted model, not a curated record. Gene Ontology annotation, biological process: proteolysis; extracellular matrix organization; collagen catabolic process. Lineage: Eukaryota; Metazoa; Chordata; Actinopteri; Pleuronectiformes; Soleidae. The transcript has 9 exons.
CAUACAUGGACCUGCAGUGAUGCUUAGAAACAUCAAGUGAAAAGGUCCAACUUGAUGAUUGUGGAUUGCACUAUCUCUCAUUAAUGGGACAAGACCCAAACCAGAGGAAAUGGGAUUUACACUGGAUUUAAUGAUGCUUCUUCUUUUUGUUGUUGUUGCGGUGAAGCAAGUUUCAUCUGUUUCCCCGAGCAGAGAAGAAUUUACAGAAGCAGUGGCAUAUUUGAGGAAGUAUGGCUAUCUGCACAUUCCACUGGACAAUAAAGGCCCAAACCAUCCACCCGAGGCAGUAGCUGAGGCAGCGAGAAUCUUUCAGAGAGUAACAAACCUGCAAAUAUCAGGGAAACUAGACUCAGCCACGCUGGCAAUGAUGAACAGACCUCGAUGUGGACUACAGGACUUUUUCACUGACAAAUCUCUCAAAUAUCGAGUGUUGGGUCAUUGGCGUAAGAAGAUGCUGACCUACCGCCUCUAUAACUACACACCAGACUUGGGUCAGGGAAAGACCCGCGUGGCCAUCCAGAACGCCUUUAAGUACUGGAGUGACGUGUCACCUCUGAGGUUCAGGGAACUGCAGCAAGGAAGAGCAGACAUCAAAAUCUCCUUUCACAGGAAAGAUAAGACAUGUCCAGUUCCCUUUGAUGGUCGAGGUCACAUUUUAGCCCAUGCUGACGCCCCCGAGUCAGGCAUUGUGCACUUUGAUGAAGACGAAGUGUGGACAGAGGGGAGGAGCCAGGGCUCCAACCUGAGGAUCGUUGCCGCGCAUGAGAUUGGCCACGCCCUCGGCCUGGGCCACUCACAAUACUACAGUGCACUCAUGGGACCUCUGUACAAUGGAUACCGCUCCAACUUCAAGCUCCAUGCAGACGACAUACGAGGGAUUCAAGCUUUAUACGGAAAGCCAAACACAUUUCCUCCACCCAGAAAACCAGCGGCAGGAGGUGGAGGAGCUGUCGUAGAUCCCUGCAAGGCCACUUUGGAUGCAGUUUUAUUAGGUCCUCUGCAUAAGACAUAUGUUUUCAGUGGCCAGUACGUGUGGACAGUGUCCAACUCUGGCUACAGUUCUCUCACCCUGAUCUCUGCACUGUGGAAGGAGCUGCCCGGGAGCCUCAAUGCAGCUGUUCACUCUCAGAGGACUGGCAAGUCCUAUUUUCUGAAAGGAGACAAAGUCUGGAGAUUUACAGGCUUCAAACUUGACCACGGCUUUCCCAGACGCUUGGUCAACAUCCCUGCAAAUGUCAACUCAGCCUUGUACUUCAACAAGAACAAAAAACUUAUAUUUUUCAAAGGAUCUGGAUACUGGCAGUGGGAUGAAAUGGGUCCAACGGACUUCAGUUCAUAUCCCAAACCUGUUGGACAACUCUUCCAUGGGGCACCAAGUAACACCGACGCUGCCGUAACAUGGACAAACGGUUAUGUAUACAUGUUCAAAGGCACGCAGUACUGGCGCGUGAACCACAACCACCAAACCGUGGACAGGGUCUAUCCUCAGAACACUGCUAAAAAGUGGAUGCAGUGUGACGACUGA